This is a messenger RNA of Sclerotinia sclerotiorum 1980 UF-70, 108 nucleotides long. RefSeq lists its product with no specific name. The record is from RefSeq and is a predicted model, not a curated record. The coding region runs from base 1 to 108 and encodes 35 amino acids. Lineage: Eukaryota; Fungi; Ascomycota; Leotiomycetes; Helotiales; Sclerotiniaceae. The transcript has 2 exons.
AUGUCUGUCUUGGCAUCGACGAUGAAAGUCUUUACUGGCAGCAAGAAUAGCAGUGAAGUAGUCACAAUCAUUCCGAUUUUGAGCUUGGAUCCUCGUCCCGAUGACUAA